This is a messenger RNA of Galeopterus variegatus (Sunda flying lemur), 1942 nucleotides long. RefSeq names its product matrix metallopeptidase 20 (gene MMP20). Bases 8 to 1459 code for a protein of 483 amino acids. NCBI's taxonomy places the organism in Eukaryota, Metazoa, Chordata, Mammalia, Dermoptera, Cynocephalidae. The transcript is spliced from 10 exons. Gene Ontology annotation, biological process: extracellular matrix organization; proteolysis; collagen catabolic process. Gene Ontology annotation, molecular function: metalloendopeptidase activity; zinc ion binding. The record is from RefSeq and is a predicted model, not a curated record. Gene Ontology annotation, cellular component: extracellular matrix.
CGAGGAGAUGAGGGUGCUCCCUGCAUCUGGCAUCGCUGUCCUCCUCGUCACAGCCUUGAAAUUUUCCUCUGCAGCCCCCUCCCUAUUUGCAGCCACCCCCAGGACCUUGAGGAACAACUACCACCUUGCACAGGCGUAUCUUGACAAGUACUACACAAAGAAAGGAGGACACCAGAUUGGUGAGAUGGUUGCAAAAGGGGGCAGUUCCAUGGUGAGGAAGAUCAAGGAGCUGCAAGCGUUCUUUGGCCUCCAAGUCACUGGAAAGUUAGACCAGACCACCAUGGAUGUGAUGAAGAGGCCUCGCUGUGGAGUUCCUGAUGUGGCAAACUAUCGCCUCUUCCCAGGUGAACCCAAAUGGAAAAAAAAUACUUUGACAUACAGAAUAUCCAAAUACACACCUUCCAUGAGUGCUGUGGAGGUGGACAAAGCAGUAGAGAUGGCCUUGCAGGCCUGGAGUGGCGCUGUCCCUCUGAACUUUGUUAGAGUCCUCGCAGGAGAAGCGGAUAUCAUGAUAUCUUUUGAAACUGGAGAUCACGGGGAUUCCUACCCAUUCGAUGGGCCUCGAGGGACGCUAGCCCAUGCAUUUGCACCUGGAGAAGGCCUGGGAGGAGAUACACAUUUCGACAAUGCUGAGAAGUGGACUAUGGGAAAGAAUGGUUUCAAUUUGUUUACUGUUGCUGCUCAUGAAUUUGGCCAUGCACUGGGCCUGGCCCAUUCCACAGACCCAUCAGCACUGAUGUACCCAACUUAUAAGUACCAGGAUCCGUACGACUUCCACCUCCCCAAGGAUGAUGUGAAAGGGAUCCAGGCACUGUACGGACCUCGGAAAACAUUCCUGGGAAAACCCUCGGUGCCCCUUGGCCCCCCUCAUAGGCCAUCCAUCCCCGAUCUCUGUGACUCCAGUUCAUACUUUGAUGCAGUGACAAUGCUGGGAAAGGAACUCCUGUUCUUCAGAGACCGGAUCUUCUGGCGACGACAGGUUCACUUGAUGGCGGGGAUUCGGCCCAGCACUAUUACCAGCUCCUUCCCCCAGCUCAUGUCCAAUGUGGAUGCAGCUUAUGAAGUGGCUGAGAGGGGCACUGCUUACUUCUUCAAAGGGCCCCACUACUGGAUAACAAGAGGAUUCCAAAUGCAAGGUCCUGCUCGGACUAUUUAUGACUUUGGGUUCCCAAGGCACGUGCAGCGAAUAGAUGCUGCCGUCUAUCUCAAGGAGCCACAGAAGACCCUUUUCUUUGUGGGAGAUGAAUACUACAGCUAUGAUGAACGGAAAAGGAGAAUGGAAAAAGACUAUCCAAAGAGUACUGAAGAAGAAUUUUCAGGAGUAAAUGGCCAAAUAGAUGCUGCUGUGGAAUUAAAUGGCUACAUUUACUUCUUUUCAGGACCAAAAACAUACAAGUACGAUACAGAGAAGGAAGAUGUGGUUAGUGUGGUGAAAUCUAGUUCCUGGAUUGGUUGCUAAAUAGAAAGGUUUAAUCUUUCCUGAGGAAUAAAGAUGACUGCAAGCAGCUGGUAACUGGAUGUGAAGGACUAAAGCGUAACGCAGGAUAAGGAUUCUUCCCACGGCCUUCAGUUCUAAGAGCAAUUUAGAGUUCAUUGAAAAUAAUAUGCUUCUACAUUUUUUCACAGUUGUGUAUUCAGAAUUUCAAUGCAAAUGAGAAAUUCCUCUACGGCCAACUUACACAAAAUUGUAAUCAACACAAUGCACUCUUCGAUUAGACACCAUUUUUUUUUAACCUAAUAUACUAAAGCAAAAUGAUCAGUUUGGUUUUUAUUUCCAAGAAGAAGCUUAUUGGUGGAUUUCCUGGCAUAUAUUAUAGUUCUUUUAAUAGGAAAUGUCAUUACCAUACAAAUUAUAAUUAUUCUUUAUGAGCAAUGGCUUUUGUGGCCAUCAUUUGUAAUAAUAAAUAUAAACUUACCCAUUUUUACUUUAAACAUAUCACAA